Messenger RNA from Polyodon spathula (Mississippi paddlefish), 5446 nucleotides. RefSeq names its product KIAA0825 ortholog. The transcript is spliced from 21 exons. Bases 495 to 4295 code for a protein of 1266 amino acids. The record is from RefSeq and is a predicted model, not a curated record. Lineage: Eukaryota; Metazoa; Chordata; Actinopteri; Acipenseriformes; Polyodontidae.
CAUACAGGGUUUUCUUUGUUGUGUUUUUUUGUUUUUUUUGUUUUUUUUUAUAUAGUAAAGACGGUGCAAUACAAUUCUGGACUGAACACGUUAGCUGGUACCACGAAACUAUACAUCUUUACUAAUAAACACUGAGACUAAUAAUAUGUUUGUAAACAUCAGGCAAUUAUAUAAUAUGAAGUAUAGGCGCGUUUUUAAAAUGUAGUAUGUUUAAAGUGAAUUUUGGACUGAUAAGUUUGGUUAGUCAUAUGUCAACGAAAGAAGAUACGCUUAUCAUCAAACAUACUGAGGGAAGGUAUUUCUUUAUGGUGAAGACCAUACAUUUGCUCAGAACUUUAAAACCACUUUAGGCUGUUUAACAUAAUAUUAAUAUAUAGGUUUAACAUUCUGGAUUCAACCUUACAGCGACAUGCAGAUUUGAUUGAAAAAACCCUUUAGGACAACAACUAGAAAAUUGUGGCAGCACCGAAUGUGCUUGUUUGCAGCUACCAGAGAUGGACUGGCAGGGAGAGUAUCUGCAGGACCAUUCGUUUUUAGACUGCUUACUCGGUGGUGUGCCUGGGAAUUUGGAACUGCAACAAGUACUUGGUGACACAGAGGAGAAGCUGAAGUUGAAUGCCUUGUGCAUUGAACAGAGACUGAAGGAGCUGCAGGUGGAACUGAAUGAUACCUGGACAGAAGAGAAGCUGCCAUGUACGACUGACAACCCUCAGUGGUUCAACCCCAGCAAUUUCAGCUCACUCAAACCAUCCUGUACUGGCCAUCAGGAGCUACUGGACUUCCUAAAAGCCCUGCAACAUUUCCUGAAGACGGAGCAAGGUCAGGAGGAAACGUUGCUGCUGCUCCUGCUUGACAUCUCCUCUCAGUGUGGUGUCUCCUUCCCAUCUCCUCCGAGCGGAUCGUCCUUCCAGCUGACCUCCAGAACAUCCCUACACGCCGUCGGGGAUGACUUCUCCAUUGAUGUCCAGUCAGUGUGGGAUGACGUGCGGCUACACCUCAGACGCUUCCUGGUAGACAGACUGCAGUGCAGCCAGGAGGUGGGUCAUCAGCUCCAUCACAGGGUGGCCUUCAAGACACAGUGUCUUCAGCAACUUCUAUUCCUCUACCCGGAGUCAGAGGUCCUGUCAAAGUACCAGAGCAUCCAGAGCAAAGUAGUGCAGGAUCUCCUGCAAAACUCUGUGCUCUCCAGCCCUGGAGAAACCAAUUUUGACAAACUGGUCCAAGCCCACCAGACAGGCAUCCCUUCUAUCUGCUCCAUGAUCAAGGAAGAUCUGCAAACACUCAACGGAAUUCUGGAGCCUUCAAUGGCCCUAAAGUUUCUUAACGAAACAUACCUCGCCAACAUUACUGACGAGUUGUCCACUCUGAUCGAGAAGAUUUGUGACCUGCAGUUUAAAGAAAAUGUAAUGCACACCACCAAAAUGGGCAAAAGCAAGCAGAAAGGAGCAGUGCACGCUAUAGAUCUGCAGGAACAGCCUAAAAAAGGGAGGAAUUUCUGCCUGACCUCACAUCAGUUGAGGUGUCUUGCCCAACUCAUGAAAUCCCUUUUGUGCAUGGAGGAAAGAGUAGAGGAACUUGCUACUGAAGUUUCCUUUCUGAACUGUGGAGGGGAGGCUGCCAGCAGCAUACAAGGAGUGUUAAACAAAACAUGUGAGGACACUGAUGUGACCCCAGCUGAGAACAGUAAGCAAACUGCUGAGCAGCUACUACAGGUCACAGAGCCUACUGUGCUGGAGUUUAAUUGGAGGUGUGCUUUCAAAGACCUUGCUCCUGCUGUAGCCCACUGCGUCAAGGUGGUGCUGGAAGACAUCUGUGUGAAAAGCUUAGAGCAGGAGGAGAACAUCCAUUCAUCAGGCUCCUCGAGUGUCAUGGGUCUUUGGAGUCUGCAGCAAGAGGGUCAGAUCUGCUUACCAAGCAGGACGGAAGAACCACCACAGAGAAUCGCCAAGUUCUGCGCUGACAUCAUGGAAGAACUCGACACAUUGCUUCCACUUGCCCUGGCAUGCCGAGAGGACUUUCUGCAGGAAAUUAGAGCAAACUUUGUGGAGGUCUGCAGCAAAGUGACAGCAGCUGUUCUUACAAGGCUGGAGGAGAGGAGUAAGGAGGUUCCCUUGAAAUCGCCCAUUCAAAACCUGCACACCCUGCUCUCCACUGCCAUCCAUGUCCUCCAGCGUUUGACCCAGUAUGAGGCCAGGCUGAAGGAUGCUAGCUGCAAGCCCCUCUUCCCUCUACCAGUCCAGCGGUACCAGAAAUUGAUCAGUGCCCUCCAGGAUCAAGUUACCAGCUACUGCGUCACAGUCUGCGCCACGAGCAUCCUGCAGGAUCCCGAGAGCCACAACUGGGGUGACCCCAAGGUUUUUUAUGAGGGGGAGAGGUGCUCGUUUUCCAUCCAGAUGUGGCACUACUACCUCUCAGCUCUGCGGCAUGAUCUCUGGAAUGUGCUUCCCCCCAGCCUUGCCCAGGAGAUCCUAGCACAGGUGCUGAGCCAGACUUUGGAAAUAUUAGUACAGAGGUACUCGCAGGCGUGCCCGACGUAUAGGAGGACCUUACAGAUCAGGACUGAUAUUACAGCCAUACUGCUGUGCACGGAGAACCUGAUCUGGUCGCUGUGUAGUACAAGAGAGGAGCUGCUUCAUCCAAGCAGAGAUAUCUGUCCCUGGAUCUCUUCUAUUCACAGCCACUGCAAUCACCUGCUUACUGCGCUAGCCAUUGUAACGUCACCCCUGCACAGUCUCUUUGAAACAUUUCAGAAGGGUCCGGGUGACCUUUCCUCUCUAUCGACUUCAGAAAACUCAAGCUACCAUCUCUUACAGUGGCUGCAUUUCAUUAAGCCAUCUUUGUUCUCUCAAGAAUCUCUCGGGAUAUUGGCAGAUGAUGAAAUGGCUUCCCAGCACUAUCUGAAAUUGAUGUUAUCCCAACCAAGUUGCACUCUGAGCUUGUUGCUGCAAACACUACUUCAUAACCGCUGCCUGAUACUAAAAGUGUUGCUAAAGAUUUCAAACUAUGAAACAGAUGAAAAAGGACUUGCCAUGGAGGCAGUGUUUAUGGUGUUGACCAGUUUAAAUAUCCUGCCCAAAUCACUCUAUUUUGUUCUUGAAAGCUAUCUUGAUGAGCAACAGUUAUGGGAUCAUUUGUAUAACCUGCCAGAUUCCAGCAAACCAGAGACAGAGGUCCUGAAGUGUCUGAGACUCAUCGUGACCAAGCCCAUCAUGAGCGCAGUGAACCAGAUAAUGUCCAUGGUGUACGCAUGGGACGCGGCUGAGCAUCAUGGGACAUGCCAGCAUAGACACAUGGCUCCUGAGAGUCUGCUGAAUAAAAUCCCCAAGGACUGGAAUUAUGUACCCCCAGAAUUGAAAAGGAAGGAGUCUGGAAAAAGUUUUACAAGACUAGUGGCACAAGCGGUUUCCUUCAUAUUCACCAACUUGCCAACCAUGAUUGCCUCCUUGCCUCUGGCAGUGAAAUACCUCUUUUAUAUAGGAGAGAAGAAGCUUUCUCCAAAUACUGUCCCCCUCAAACAAACUGGCCUGCUCAUCUGGACCUUCACAUCAUACCUCUGCCAGAUGCUGGACGAUGGAAACGCCAUUGAGCUGCUGACAGGGGUCGCUCUGGACAGGUGGAGCAAGGAGAAACUGGGCUUGCUGAGUGAGUGUCUGCAGAACAUUGUGGGGCAGCAAAAGGGAAACCCCAAACCAGUGGUGCAGAAAAUUAUCCAAAAUAUGGAGGUACAGAGGCCGCAAUGGAUAAAGGGACAGCUACAGAAAGCAAGGAAGCUGUGCACUAAAGGGGCUUUUGAACAAGCAGAAAGCACUGUCGUGCAAGAGAAAGGGAGCGGGCCUGAAUUGACUGAGCAGAAAAUAGGCAUGAUGGUCUUGGAUAUCUGCCACAAACCAGGUGGCAGCGAGUACCUGAGGCAAAUUUAUCACAUCAUCCAACUCAAUGAGGAGUAUUUCAAAACCGAGAUUUCCACUGUAAAAGAUUCAGCAGCAGGAUCUCAUCAAAGACCAUUAAAGUUAAAUCAUAAGGAUUUGGAACAACAGCAGCAGCCCUCUGUUUUCAGGCCUCUAAAGGAGUUCUGCUGCAUUGGGAGCAAUAAGUUUGACCAGUCAGCCAUAACUGAGUGGGACUGGGACUGGUCGAAACUGCUGCCAGGUUAUCUGGGACUCAGUCAGGUGACCUUGAGGGCGCUGCUGGCGAACAGGUGGGAAAUGCAAGAAGCAGCCGCACUUGAAGAUGAAGAGAAGACCCUGGUGGAUCACUUGCAGAAAGCGUAUUUCGAUAAGAGUCAAGGAACAUAGAGCUACAGCUGUGAACUGCGAGAAACCAAAGAACACUACAAGACAAUUGCAAACAUUUUCAAUUAUAAAUGUGUUCACUAUAAAUUAGCACCGUUAAUACUGUUAAAUAUUUAUUUAGAAAACAUCUUUUCUUUUUCAGUUUGAGUGAUAUUGAGGGUAGCAUUUAUUAUGUUUUGUUUGUUUUUUAAUAAGAAAUGGAUAUUCUAGAUAUGCUGGAAAUUUCAGUGAGACGGCUGACAAAAAAAUAAGUUUUACUGUUAUUGUGAGAGUGCUAUCUGGUGCAUCUUGAAUAUCUGAUUUACAAUUGUGGAGUGGUUUGCACAAAUUAAAUGUAUGUUUGGCAAUAAAGUUUAAAUUGAAUUUCAGAUGUUAGGCUUCAUCUGCAGUAUGUAAUCUACAAUUCAAGCUGCAAUCAGACAUCCCAAACUAGUCAAAGAUCAUGUACUGUAUGAAUCACAUGUUUAUUUAUAAUUUAAUUAAUCAACCUCCAUUUCCCUGGCAAGCUAAUAUACAGUACAAUCUAUUCACAGCCUUUAUGUUCAGCCUACAUAGUUUUUUUUCUGCUUGCCUCUAGCGUCCUACACAUUGGAUGCUCAUUAGCUAACUUUCUCCAUCAGCUCAAGUUGAAGAAAUUGAGUUCUGCCUGCCUGCAAUUCCAUCUGGACUGAAAGUCCCUAUUGAAAUCUUGAUCUGCUGCUGAUGGAAAUGAACGGAAAUACGUCUUAAACAUCACACAUUCAAAAGAUAGAAGCGUGAGAAAAACAAAACACAUUGAAAUUUUAAACAAAAUGCUUCCAAGUAAAUGUCCAAGAGUAAAGCAGCAAAGAGAAGCUGACACGAUUAAUAUUUAAAAAUCAGACUACAAAAAAAGGCUCUCCUGGAUUUUUCUCACAGGUUUGUUUAUGAAACCUAAAAAUAUAUUUUUAAGUGGAAGGCUAAUGUUCUAUUUAAAAAAGAAUGGCAACAUCUGUGAUCAAUUAAAGACCCAUUUGGAAUUUCCCAGCCCUUCAUAUGAAUUGUUCUCUGCUCUCACGAGGAAUGGAAAAUCAGUCCUUUCACUUUAAAGUAUUUACAGCUCUUUUUCUAUUGUGACAAAUUCUUUUUUCAAGCCCCCUUUUCAUGCUAUUGUGCAGAGAGUUUUCUCUGGUUAA